AUGGAGUCCGCGGGUCGGUGGCAGAGACUUCCUAGCGGGCCGAGCCUAAAGCAUUUGACUGACCCCUUUUAUGGGACCCCACGAGGGCAGCAAAAGGCAGCGUUGCAGGAGCUGACGCGGACGCAUGUGGAGUCGUUCAACUAUGCGGUGCGAGAAGGGCUCAACCACGCGGUGCAGGCUAUCCCUCCCUUUGAAUUUGCUUUCAAAGAUGAACGUAUCUCUCUUACCAUUGUGGAUGCCGUCAUCAGCUCACCCACAGUUCCAAAAGGGAGCAUCUGCAAAGAUCUCAAAGUUUAUCCCGCAGAAUGUCGGGGCCGGAGGAGUACCUACCGCGGAAGGCUGACAGCUGAUAUCAGCUGGGCAGUGAAUGGAGUAUCAAAAGGAAUCAUUAAACAAUUUCUAGGCUAUGUUCCCAUUAUGGUCAAGUCCAAGCUUUGCAACUUAUACAACCUCCCUCCAAAAGCCCUCAUCGAACACCACGAGGAAGCAGAGGAAAUGGGAGGUUAUUUCAUAAUCAAUGGCAUUGAAAAAGUCAUCCGAAUGUUGAUUAUGCCACGGAGAAAUUUCCCCAUCGCAAUGAGAAGACCCAAGUGGAAAAACAGAGGGCCUGGCUAUACUGAGUAUGGAGUUUCUAUGCACUGUGUGAAGGAAGAGCAUUCUGCUGUCAACAUGAACCUUCACUAUGUGGAAAAUGGCACUGUUAUGUUGAACUUUAUUUACCGGAAAGAACUUUUUUUCCUUCCUUUGGGAUUUGCCCUUAAGGCACUUGUGAGUUUUUCCGAUUAUCAGAUCUUUCAGGAGCUCAUCAAAGGGAAAGAAGAGGACUCUUUCUUUCGGAACUCUGUUUCUCAGAUGUUAAGGAUUGUAGCAGAGGAGGGCUGUUCAACGCAAAAACAGGUUCUUAACUAUCUAGGGGAGUGCUUCCGGGUCAAGCUUAAUCUCCCUGAAUGGUACCCCAAUGAGCAGGCUGCACAGUUUCUCUUUGACCAAUGCAUUUGUAUCCACUUAAAUUCCAAUACUGAGAAGUUUUACAUGCUUUGCUUCAUGACCCGGAAACUCGUUGCUUUAGCCAAGGGAGAGUGUAUGGAGGAGAAUCCUGAUAGUUUAAUGAAUCAAGAAGUCCUUACACCUGGCCAGCUCUUCCUUAUGUAUCUAAAGGAAAAAAUGGAAACGUGGUUAGUGUCUAUUAAAAUAGCAAUAGACAAAAGGGCUCAGAAGACCAAUGUGUCCUUAAACACUGAAAAUUUGAUGAGGAUUUUUAAUUUGGGAACAGAUCUUACAAGACCAUUUGAGUACCUUCUUGCUACUGGGAAUUUACGUUCUAAAACAGGUCUGGGCUUCCUGCAAGACUCUGGUUUAUGCGUUGUGGCUGACAAACUGAACUUUGUGCGCUAUAUUUCCCAUUUCCGCUGUGUGCACCGAGGGGCUGAGUUUGCCAAGAUGAGAACCACAACUGUGCGCAGGCUGCUGCCAGAGUCCUGGGGCUUCCUCUGCCCAGUGCACACGCCCGACGGGGAGCCCUGUGGUCUCAUGAACCACUUAACUGCUGUGUGUGAGGUCGUCACGCAAUUUGUGUAUACGACAUCUAUUCCAGCUUUGCUCUGCAACUUGGGAGUCACACCCGUUGAUGGAGCCCCACAUGCCCCAUACAGUGACUGCUAUCCUGUCCUGCUGGAUGGCGUCAUGGUUGGCUGGGUGGAGAAGGAGCUUGCGCCCACCAUCGCAGAUUCUCUCCGGCAUUUUAAGGUGUUGAGAGAAAAAAGAAUCCCUCCUUGGAUGGAGGUGGCCCUUAUCCCCAUGACAGGAAAGCCCAGUCUGUACCCAGGACUGUUCCUCUUUACUACUCCUUGUAGACUAAUCCGGCCCGUGCAGAACCUGGAAUUAGGCAAAGAAGAACUAAUUGGAACUAUGGAGCAGCUCUUCAUGAAUAUUGCUAUCUUUGAGGAUGAGGUUCUGGCUGGAGUCACCACACACCAGGAACUCUUCCCCCACAGCCUGCUGAGUGUGAUCGCUAAUUUCAUCCCCUUCUCUGAUCACAACCAGAGUCCACGGAACAUGUACCAGUGCCAGAUGGGUAAACAGACUAUGGGCUUUCCACUUCUUACUUAUCAGGACCGAUCAGACAAUAAGCUGUAUCGUCUUCAGACUCCACAGAGUCCUUUAGUGAGACCAUCCAUGUAUGAUUAUUAUGACAUGGAUAACUAUCCAAUCGGGACAAAUGCCAUCGUUGCUGUUAUUUCUUACACCGGCUAUGAUAUGGAAGAUGCUAUGAUUGUGAAUAAGGCCUCUUGGGAACGAGGCUUUGCCCAUGGGAGUGUGUAUAAGUCCGAGUUCAUCGACCUCACUGAGAAAAUCAAACAAGGCAAUGAUAGUCUGGUGUUUGGUGUCAGACCUGGUGACCCGCGGGUUUUGCAGAAGCUAGAUGACGAUGGGUUGCCCUUUGUGGGAGCACGAUUGCAGUAUGGAGACCCGUAUUAUGGCUACCUGAACCUGAACACUGGAGACAGCUAUGUUGUGUACUAUAAGAGUAAAGAAAACUGUGUUGUGGAUAACAUCAAAGUUUGCAGUAAUGACACAGGAAGUGGAAAAUUCAAGUGUGUGUGCAUCAGUAUGCGGGUCCCUCGGAACCCAACCAUCGGGGACAAGUUCGCCAGCCGCCACGGGCAGAAGGGCAUUUUGAGCAGGCUAUGGCCUAUGGAGGACAUGCCUUUCACUGAGAGCGGGAUGGUCCCGGACAUCUUGUUCAAUCCUCACGGCUUCCCGUCCCGCAUGACCAUCGGCAUGCUGAUCGAGAGCAUGGCCGGCAAGUCCGCGGCUCUGCAUGGACUCUGCCACGAUGCCACACCCUUCAUCUUUUCUGAGCAGAACUCUGCUUUAGAAUACUUUGGGGAAUUGCUGAAGGCGGCUGGCUACAACUUCUACGGCACGGAGCGGUUGUACAGUGGCAUCAGCGGGCUAGAGCUCGAAGCAGACAUUUUCAUUGGAGUGGUUUAUUACCAACGCCUGCGACACAUGGUCUCCGACAAGUUUCAAGUGAGAACAACAGGAGCCAGAGACAAAGUCACCAACCAGCCUAUUGGGGGGAGAAACGUGCAGGGGGGCAUCCGCUUUGGGGAGAUGGAGCGAGAUGCCCUUCUGGCCCAUGGUACCUCUUUCCUGCUUCACGACCGCCUCUUCAACUGCUCUGACCGCUCUGUCGCGCACGUGUGUGUCCAGUGCGGCAGUCUCCUGUCCCCGCUGCUGGAGAAGCCGCCCCCUUCAUGGUCCGCCCUCCGCAACAGGAAGUACAACUGUGUGCUCUGCCAGCGCAGCGACACCAUCGACACUGUGUCGGUGCCUUACGUCUUCCGGUAUUUUGUAGCCGAACUGGCCGCUAUGAACAUCAAAGUGAAACUGGAUGUUGCUUAACUUGAUGCCUUUUGGUUUAGGAGCUGUAUUGGAUAAAAAGAAAACAUAUAUUUCAUUUUGUGAAGAUAGUGAUAUUUAUGGUAUUAUUGAGGUUUUUGCCCAGGGAUGUUGAAACUCU
Elephantulus edwardii (Cape elephant shrew) is the source of this 3526-nucleotide messenger RNA. It is a transcript of the gene POLR1B, whose product is annotated as polymerase (RNA) I polypeptide B, 128kDa. The transcript has 15 exons. Gene Ontology annotation, molecular function: DNA-directed RNA polymerase activity; DNA binding; ribonucleoside binding. Gene Ontology annotation, biological process: DNA-templated transcription. The record is from RefSeq and is a predicted model, not a curated record. Bases 1 to 3408 code for a protein of 1135 amino acids. Gene Ontology annotation, cellular component: RNA polymerase I complex; nucleus. Lineage: Eukaryota; Metazoa; Chordata; Mammalia; Macroscelidea; Macroscelididae.